Messenger RNA from Chinchilla lanigera (long-tailed chinchilla), 4616 nucleotides. RefSeq names its product contactin 3 (plasmacytoma associated) (gene Cntn3). The transcript has 23 exons. Bases 111 to 3197 code for a protein of 1028 amino acids. Gene Ontology annotation, biological process: cell-cell adhesion; brain development. NCBI's taxonomy places the organism in Eukaryota, Metazoa, Chordata, Mammalia, Rodentia, Chinchillidae. The record is from RefSeq and is a predicted model, not a curated record. Gene Ontology annotation, molecular function: cell-cell adhesion mediator activity.
GGCGGGCGCUCUGCGAGCUCCGGGGACCAGAUUAAAGGAAUUACCUGAAGACAAAACAUUCUAUUCUUCAGAGACUGGACAAGAGCUACUCUUGCUUUUGGCAAUUAAAAAUGAUGUUGUCAUGGAAACAGUUGAUCCUGCUUUUGUUCAUUGGCUGCCUAGGAGGUGAGCUUCUCUUACAAGGACCUGUGUUUCUCAAAGAGCCCAGCAACAGCAUUUUCCCUGUUGGUUCAGAGGAUAAAAAAAUCACGUUAAAUUGUGAAGCCAGAGGCAACCCUUCACCUCACUACAGAUGGCAGCUGAAUGGAAGUAAUAUCGAUAUGAGCAUGGAACAUCGUUACAAGUUGAAUGGUGGAAAUCUUGUGGUUUUUAACCCCAACAGAAAUUGGGAUACCGGAAGUUACCAGUGUUUUGCAACAAAUUCACUUGGAACAGUUGUCAGCAGAGAAGCCAAACUCCAGUUUGCCUAUCUUGAAAAUUUUAAAACCAAAAUGAGAAGUACAGUGUCCGUGCGUGAAGGCCAGGGAGUCGUCCUGCUUUGUGGGCCUCCGCCACACUCGGGUGAAUUAUCCUAUGCUUGGAUCUUCAAUGAAUAUCCAUCGUUUGUUGAAGAAGAUAGUCGGAGAUUUGUCUCUCAAGAGACAGGGCACCUCUACAUAGCAAAGGUGGAGCCGUCUGAUGUGGGAAAUUACACGUGUGUGGUUACAAGUAUGGUGACAAACGCCAGAGUCCUAGGCUCUCCAACUCCUUUGAUGCUGCGUUCUGAUGGUGUGAUGGGUGAAUAUGAACCCAAAAUAGAAGUCCAGUUUCCAGAAACUCUGCCAGCAGCUAAAGGUGCAACUGUGAAAUUGGAGUGUUUUGCCCUUGGAAACCCUGUGCCUCAGAUUAAUUGGAGAAGAAGUGAUGGGAUGCCAUUUCCAGCCAAAAUCAAGUUGAGGAAGUUCAGUGGGGUGCUGGAGAUCCCCGCUUUCCAGCAGGAGGACGCUGGGUCCUAUGAAUGCAUUGCUGAGAAUUCCCGAGGAAAGAAUGUAGCCAGAGGGCGUCUCACUUACUAUGCAAAGCCUCAUUGGGUUCAAUUCAUAAAAGAUAUGGAAAUGGCUGUGGAGGACAGUCUUUACUGGGAAUGUCGAGCAAGUGGGAAACCCAAACCCUCCUACCGAUGGCUAAAAAAUGGAGAAGCCCUGGUGUUAGAGGAGAGAAUACAGAUAGAGAAUGGUGCUCUUACAAUAUCAAACCUAAAUGUGACCGAUUCUGGCAUGUUCCAGUGCAUAGCAGAAAACAAACAUGGUCUCAUCUAUUCCAGUGCUGAGCUGAAGGUUGUUGCCUCUGCUCCCGAUUUUUCAAAGAACCCAAUGAGAAACCUGGUCCGGGUGCAGGUGGGCAGCCUGGUGAGCCUGGACUGCAAACCCAGAGCUUCCCCCAGGGCGCUGUCCUCCUGGAAGAAAGGAGACACAGCAGUGCAGGAGCAUGAAAGAAUUUCUUUUCUGAAAGAUGGAGGACUGAAAAUAGCCAAUGUGACUAAAGCUGACUCCGGAACUUACACCUGCACAGCAGAAAACCAGUUUGGCAAAGCCAAUGGCACAACACUCCUGGUGGUUACAGAACCUACGAGAAUAACUUUGGCCCCUUCUAAUAUGGAUGUCUCGGUGGGCGAAAGUGUCAUUCUGCCCUGCCAGGUGCAACAUGACCCUUUGUUAGACAUUAUAUUUACCUGGUAUUUCAAUGGGGCCCUCACAGAUUUUAAGAAAGAUGGAUCUCACUUUGAGAAAGUUGGUGGGAGUUCAUCUGGUGAUUUAAUGAUCAGAAACAUUCAACUGAAACACAGUGGAAAGUAUGUCUGUAUGGUCCAAACUGGGGUAGAUAGCGUUUCCUCUGCUGCUGAACUUAUAGUGAGAGGUUCACCUGGGCCACCAGAAAAUGUGAAAGUUGAUGAAAUUACAGACACAACAGCCCAAUUGUCUUGGAAAGAAGGAAUUGACAACCACAGCCCAGUUACAUCAUAUGCCAUCCAGGCUAGAACACCUUUCUCUGUGGGCUGGCAAACUGUCACAACAGUGCCUGAGGUCAUCGAUGGGAAAACAUACACAGCUACUGUGGUCGAGUUAAAUCCUUGGGUGGAAUAUGAAUUUCGAGUUGUAGCCAGUAACAAGAUUGGAGGUGGAGAACCCAGUUUACCCUCAGAAAAAGUAAGAACUGAAGAGGCAGUUCCAGAAGUGCCCCCUUCUGAAGUCAAUGGAGGAGGUGGAAGCCGGUCUGAACUGGUGAUAACCUGGGAUCCAGUCCCUGAAGAACUACAGAAUGGUGAAGGUUUUGGGUAUGUGGUUGCCUUCCGCCCUCUUGGGGUUACCACCUGGAUCCAGACAGUGGUGACUUCUCCUGAUACUCCAAGAUAUGUCUUUAGGAAUGAAAGCAUCGUGCCAUUUUCACCAUAUGAAGUUAAAGUGGGUGUUUAUAAUAACAAAGGUGAAGGACCAUUUAGCUCAGUGACAACAGUGUUCUCUGCAGAAGAAGAGCCUACAGUUGCCCCAUCGCAGGUAUCUGCCCAUAGCCUGAAUUCCUCAGAAAUUGAAGUUGCAUGGAACACUAUUCCGUGGAAGUUGAGCAAUGGACAUUUACUUGGCUAUGAGGUACGGUACUGGAACAAUGGAGGAGAGGAGGAGUCAUCAAGCAAGGUGAAAGUGGCAGGAAAUGAGACAUCAGCCAGACUCAGGGGCCUGAAGAGCAACCUGGCCUAUUACACCGCUGUUCGGGCUUACAACAGCGCCGGAGCUGGUCCCUUCAGUGCCACGGUUAAUGCAACCACCAAGAAAAUGCCUCCCAGCCAGCCUCCGGGAAACGUUGUCUGGAACGCGACGGACACUAAGGUGUUACUUAACUGGGAACAAGUGAGAGCAAUGGAGAAUGAAUCCGAAGUCACAGGAUAUAAGGUUUUCUAUAGGACUAGCAGUCAAAACACUGUACAAGUGUUGAGUACAAAUAGAACUUCAGCAGAACUUUUGCUGCCUCUGAAGGAAGACUACAUUAUUGAAGUCAAGGCCACGACAGACGGAGGGGAUGGCACCAGUAGCGAACAGAUCAGGAUUCCGAGAAUUACCAAUAUGGAUGCAAGAGGAUCCACUUCACCCAUCUCGAAUGUCCACCCUCUGUCAAGUUACAUACCCAUGAUACUGUUCUUUAUUGUAAAUGCCCUGUGGUGAUGUUUAUUCUUUUUUUUUAUUAUUUGCUGGAAUUGGUUACCAAAAAAGUGCUUUCAUGAAAUAGUGAUUGUGCAUGUUUUUUUUCAACUCUGUUUCUAACUUUCUACUUCGUUAUAGGUAAUAUAUGAAUAAAAUAAAAAACAGUUAAUCCUUUUAGAGGAAUCUGAAAUGCCUUAAUAUUUACUUGAUAAGCCAAAGGAAUUUGCAUAUUACAUACUGCAGACUUUUGAUAUAAAUGUUCUUAAACUAUGAGUUUAUGACAAAGACACACAUGCCACAUAGCCACACACACACACUUGUUUUAACAUUGAAAUGCUCUUCAUUUAAUCCAAAUGCUCCUUUCCCAGUAUCAUAACAUUAUUUACAAGACUUAAGAUAAUUUUAAAAUGGUGAUUUAAAUCCCCAAGGGUAAAAAGAUACAUUUAAACAAUUAUCCUGUUAGAAGGGGAGGGCAUGUGUUGCUGGAAAAUGCUUUUUUGGGAGCGUAGGAGGGUAUGGUUUCGCUAGUGUGGUACUAAAUUAUUGUGAGAAUUUAGAUAUCCCUUUGCUAUCUGUACCUCUCAGUCAUUCAUCCAGAAAGUGCAGUGAUAAUAAUACACAUCUGAUCUGCCUGUGCCCCAUGAAUUAGUUGUUAAAAGUUAAAGAAGGAAAUGUGAAAGUGCUUGGUCACUCCAGAUGCCAUGUCCCUGUGCAAAGUGUUGCAUGGAUUUCCUUAAGCAUAUAAGAUCGGUGAAGACCAGCUCCAUCCCACAUUCCAAACAGUCCUCUCUGCUUCAUUCGUUAAUGGAGAACUGAAGUGAACAUGUUUUGUCCUUUUUCAUAUUUUACAACAUAAUUUUAAAAAGACUUAUUUUCUUCACACCUAAGAAUAAGCUUUCAGGCUUUAAUAAAACCCAGUUGAGAAAAUGAGGAGUGAUCUAAAUCUCAACCCAAAUAUUAAAAAAAAUUCACACAGUUCUUUAUUUCUGAUUUUUUUAUUCCAUUAAAGGAUCUUCUCUUCUUUGGAUGGUGGAGAUGGCUUUUUUAAUGAAAUCCUACUGUCUGUCUCGCGACUCAGGCAAGCUUUUAAGUGUCUGAGUUAAACUUGUCAUAGAACAUGAUGAUGAUGCUGACUUUUAUAUGUAUGAUUCAGUCUUUCAAUAUGUCGUUUUCAGAGGAUGAUUGAAGACUUACUAGCAAUAAGUAAAGAGUAUACAAAAAUUGGCAGAUAGAGUGUUAGACAUUCACAAUCAAUUUUUUUACCUCUUUCCUACCAAUUUCACAUUUCCCAGGAACUUGUUUAUGUUUUCAAAGCUAGCCAAACUUGAAACCAACAGUUCAACUCUAAGGAAAGAUUAAAAAUUAGCAAAAGUUUGAUGUCUCCAUAAAGUACCACUUUUACAUUUAGAGAUUCUGUUCAAGAUAAAGUCAUGAUAUUCA